AUGUUAAAGAAAUUUUUAAUUUCAAGUAUUGUUAAACCAACAUUUCAAAGUAGAAUUAUAGCAUCAACAACAUUAAAUGGUGGUGCAGGUAGAGCAACAUUUUGUUCAGUUAAUAGUAUUAAUCCAAAUCCAACAGCAAGUCAAAUUAAAGUUGAUCAAGAAGAUUUAGAAGUUGGUGAACAUCUUGUUAUUGAUGAUCCAAAUCAACAACAUAUUAAAUCAUUUUUAAAUGGUGUUGAAUUUAAUGGUAAAUCAGUAAACAUCUAUAGACCAUCAAGAAAUACAAUGCAAACUGGUACACUUCGUACAAAGAAAUGGGUCAUUGAAUUACCUUUUAAUCCAAAAUGGAAUGAUCGUUUAAUGGGUUGGUGGGCUUCAAAAGAUACUCUUAAUCAAUUAAAUUUAAGAUUUAAUUCUGAAACUGAUGCUGUUGCAUAUUGUAAAGAAAUUGGUUUAAAUUAUAAUAUUGUCGAAGAAGAUGUCACAUUAAGAAAGAAGAAGAAAUAUGGUCACAGAUUCAGAUAUAGAGGUGAUUUAGUAGGUGAAAAAGAAAGAGAAGUUGGUAUUAAUUAA
Molecule: messenger RNA, 573 nt
Organism: Dictyostelium discoideum AX4
Lineage: Eukaryota; Evosea; Eumycetozoa; Dictyosteliales; Dictyosteliaceae
Gene: ndufs4
Product: ETC complex I subunit conserved family protein
Exons: 2
Coding region: 1-573 (190 amino acids)
Biological process (GO): proton transmembrane transport; electron transport chain
Cellular component (GO): mitochondrial inner membrane
Source: RefSeq, a predicted model, not a curated record